Penicillium olsonii is the source of this 408-nucleotide messenger RNA. NCBI's taxonomy places the organism in Eukaryota, Fungi, Ascomycota, Eurotiomycetes, Eurotiales, Aspergillaceae. The record is from the annotation of a GenBank genome assembly.
AUGUCUGCUGCUGCUUGUAUCUUCUGCAAAAUCAUCAAGGGCGAUAUCCCUUCCUUCAAGCUCUUUGAGAGCGACAAGGUCUUUGCCUUCCUCGACAUCCAGCCCCUCAGCCGUGGCCAUGCUCUUGUGAUCCCCAAGUACCACGGCGAAAAGCUGACCGAUAUCCCUGACGAGCACCUGCUUGAGAUUCUGCCCGUCGCGAAGAAGGUCGCUCAGGCCACUGGCGCCGUGGACUUCAACAUCCUGCAGAACAACGGCCGCAUCGCCCACCAGGUUGUUGAUCAUGUGCACUUCCACAUGAUUCCCAAGCCCAACGAGAAGGAGGGUAUGAGCAUUGGCUGGCCCUCCCAGGAGACGGACAUGGAUAAGCUCAAGGCUCUCUACGAGGAUAUCAAGUCGAAGAUGUAA